GUCUCCAAACAACUCGUAAUCUAAAUCCCAAAAUAUCCAGUCAGAAACGAAAAUAGAAACGGAAGUACAGAACACAGAUACAGCUAACUAAAAUGGCAGUUACAACCUCGUUCCACCUCAAUUUCACAAAACCUCAAAACAACAUCACUACCACAACAACACCACUAUCAUCUUCCUUUCUCUCAUGGAAAAUCUCUCUUCCCUCUUCCUUCACCUUUUCCUCUCCUCCCAGAAAGCCCAAAUCCUUCAUUACAGUGUCCCUCCUGAACUCCAAGCCCACUAUCCUCGUCGCCGAGAAGCUAGGCGAGGCGGGUAUUGAUCUUUUAAAGAGUUUUGCCAACGUUGACUGCUCUUACAACCUCAGCCCCGAAGAGCUAUGCACCAAGAUCUCUCUUUGUGACGCCUUGAUUGUUCGCAGUGGCACAAAGGUCACACGCGAGGUGUUUGAGUUCUCUGGAGGGCGACUCAAGGUAGUGGGUCGUGCGGGUGUUGGAAUCGAUAAUGUUGAUGUCUCGGCUGCUACUGAACAUGGUUGUCUUGUUAUUAAUGCUCCCACGGCUAAUACCAUUGCGGCUGCUGAGCAUGGGAUUGCUUUGCUUACUGCCAUGUCUCGUAAUAUUGCUCAAGCCAGUGCUUCACUCAAAGCCGGGAAGUGGCAGAGAAAUAAAUAUGUUGGGGUGUCACUGGUGGGGAAAACUCUGGCUGUAAUGGGGUUCGGAAAGGUAGGAUCAGAAGUUGCUCGGCGUGCCAAGGGACUUGGAAUGCAUGUGAUUGCACAUGAUCCAUACGCCUUAGCAGACCGUGCCCAGGCAAUUGGUGUAGAGUUGGUGACCUUUGAUGAAGCCUUAUCAAGUGCAGAUUUUAUCUCCAUGCACAUGCCUCUUACUUCUGCGACCUCACAGAUGUUCAAUGAUGAUACUUUCUCUAAGAUGAAAAGGGGAGUUCGAAUUGUCAAUGUUGCUCGUGGUGGUGUAAUUGAUGAGGAGGCUCUUCUCAGAGCCCUGGAUUCUGGUAUUGUUGCUCAGGCAGCACUAGAUGUUUUCAUAGAAGAGCCUCCACCAAAUGACAGUAAGUUGGUCCAGCAUGAAAGUUUAACUUUAACUCCUCAUCUUGGUGCCAGCACUACAGAGGCUCAGGAAGGUGUGGCCAUUGAAAUAGCUGAAGCUGUUGUUGGAGCAUUGAAAGGGGAACUUGCUGCAACUGCUGUGAAUGCUCCCAUGGUUCCUGCUGAGGUUUUAUCAGCCCUUGCACCAUAUGUUGCGCUGACAGAAAAACUUGGAAGGCUAGCCGUGCAACUGGUUGCAGGCGGUAGUGGUGUGAAAUCAGUGAAGGUUACAUAUGCUUCUGCCAGAGUUCCAGAUGAUCUAGACACUCGGUUGCUCCGUGCUACUGUUACCAAGGGUCUAAUUGAGCCUAUUUCAAGUGUUUUUGUGAACUUAGUCAAUGCUGACUUCAUUGCCAAACAAAGAGGACUGAAGAUAACAGAAGAAUUAAUUCUGCUGGAUGGCUCACCUGAGAAUCCACUCGAGUUCAUCCAGGUUCAUAUUGCCAAUGUAGAAUCAAAAUUCGCAAGUGCAAUUGCAGAUUCUGGUGAUAUUAAAAUUGACGGAAGAGUGAAGGACGGGAAACCCCAUUUGACAAAGGUUGGAUCAUUUCCGGUGGAUGUGAGCCUGGAAGGCAGUCUUAUUCUGUGCAGGCAGGUUGAUCAACCAGGUAUAAUUGGAAAGGUGGGGAGAAUCUUGGCUGAGGAGAAUGUAAAUGUGAGCUUCAUGAGUGUUGGAAGGACUGCCCCAGGAAAACAAGCAGUCAUGACUAUUGGUGUGGAUGAAGAGCCCAGCGGGGUAGCUCUAAAGAAAAUUGGGGGUAUUCCAGCCAUUGAAGAGAUUGUUCUCCUGAAAUUGUAAUGUAAGCCAAUAUCACCAUAGUCUUGGGAGUUAAGUCUGAUGCCCAAUUAUGAAGACAGAUGGACAGGUUCUCUUUAAGAUAAAUUGGGUUUUGUACCAUUUUUUAUUUAUUUAUAGUUUAGUCUCAUGCGUGCCUCUGGUGUUGUUGUAAAGCUCAAUGAAUAUAAGAAAUGUUAAUAUAUAAGUAAAGCCUUCAGUUUAGUUAGUUC
Messenger RNA from Quercus lobata, 2113 nucleotides. RefSeq names its product D-3-phosphoglycerate dehydrogenase 3, chloroplastic-like. Gene Ontology annotation, cellular component: chloroplast stroma. The record is from RefSeq and is a predicted model, not a curated record. Gene Ontology annotation, biological process: L-serine biosynthetic process. Lineage: Eukaryota; Viridiplantae; Streptophyta; Magnoliopsida; Fagales; Fagaceae. Gene Ontology annotation, molecular function: NAD binding; phosphoglycerate dehydrogenase activity. Bases 93 to 1904 code for a protein of 603 amino acids. The transcript has 6 exons.